AUGGUUUGUGAUGGACCGGAUCCACCCGACGACUCCCCUCAAAACUUAAUACCACCUCCCAGACAUGAAUUGAUCGCAAAUGGCACUCAUGACGAUAGUGAUGACGAACAAAAUGAACAUUUUGGUUACGAACCGUUGCCACAAGGUCCAGAUGCCGUGCUUUCUGACCACGACAGCGAAGAUGAAACAGAAGUAUUACACAACAACACAUUAACACCACCACAAAAUGUUCCUACAAUAGAGCCAAUGGAAAAUGUUAUAUCCAGAGAGGUUUGGAGUAUGCCAAGAUCUAAUGACCCUAUUCAAAUGGACACUGAAAGAGCAGAACAGGUAAUGUCAUUAAUGGCCAACUUUGCCCUUCCUCAAGAUUCUAUACCAGAAUGGGCACAAAGUAUAUCAGAAGAGCAGUGGAAGCAAACACUUAAUGAUAGAAUAGAAAAAUUACGAAGUAACAGA
Molecule: messenger RNA, 456 nt
Organism: Brenthis ino (lesser marbled fritillary)
Lineage: Eukaryota; Metazoa; Arthropoda; Insecta; Lepidoptera; Nymphalidae
Source: the annotation of a GenBank genome assembly